AUGGCGUUCCCGUGUCCCGCUAUUGCAUUUGAUUUCGACCCGGAUUUCCAAACGCCGUUAAUCGUGGGUGAAUCGUUGGAUUUCUCGGAUUCUGAAGAAUCUCAGUUUCUCGGUGCAUUUUCAGACGGCCUGUGGGCCAAGUCUGAGCAUUUCCUGUCUAUGUCUGGUUUCCAAAAGCCGGGAGCUAGCUCUGUACUUGAUUACGCUGCCACACGAUCGUUGCAUGAUGCUAGUUCGUUCACAACUUACGGCCAAUCUCCCUACGUGACUACUUCUCUUGUUCCUUCCCCUAUGGCCGACCAGGCUAGCCAGAUCUCGGACUGUGUCCCAUAUAUUCCCGGUACCGAGUAUGGUAGUUCAUACGAGGAGGCUCCAUCCCCAUUGAUGAGCAACCGCUCCCGCCAACUACCCGAGAUUGUUACUUACAGCCCUCAAAGGGGAUGUGAGGGAACUCGGGUUGUGGUGCAGAUCCAGUCUCCUUACGAUCUGCAUAGUUCCGCGUUUGGAACCCUAUAUGUGGCAUUCGGUUCAAAGAGAUGCGAAUGCAUCCCAACAUUUUUGGGAUUCGAGGGCUCCACUUUCCAAUAUGCCCUCGCCGCUGAUGCGCCUCAAUUCAUUACCACUGGCUCGCCCUCGUUUGCUGUGCCUUUGCAGGUGGUGUUGGAAGCGCAAGGGGAUUACCCGGCCGCAACCUUGCAAGUCGGUGUCUACACCUAUGAACAUAUGCCACAGUCAUCGGCAUCUGGAGCCUCGCACAAGAGGAAGUACUCAUCGUACUCCGACAACCCCGUGCCGGCGGCAUCGGUCAAGCGACCAACUGGGCCGAUCGCGCCUAAGGUCGAUUCUCAAGAGAACUACUCCUACCGUGACAACACCCACAGUCGCUCCACUUCCACCUCUUACUCUCCAUAUGUGCAGUCUCUUCCUGCUAUUCCGGGCUUUGUGGCUCCUUACCAUGCUGCUUCUUCCCCUCGCACCGCUGCUGCUCAAUACUCAACAGUCUCCGCCACACCUCACAACGGCAUCCGUGCGCCCUCUCCUCUUACUCCCGCUUGGAGCCCUUCAUUCGUCUCCGUCGGACCUGAUGGCAGGGCAGCAAGUAUCCAAUCGGGUCUUUCCAUCGCCCAUGGAAUCCCACAGCGCAGGGGACCUUCCCCAGGACGCGGCUCCGUUCCCACACUCAUCCGCACCUCGACUCUGCAGCAGUCAUCGACCAUGGCUCACACCCAAGUCUUCAACCCUUAUACCAUUUACCCUACCAAGGCCAUCCUCAAGUUGAACGGAGAUCUGGAUACUAUGGCUGAGGGAUGGAGCAAGGAAGAGUGCACUAUUCAGCGACGUCUUGUCCAGUUCACCCGUUCCCAGUCCGGUAGCACAAUUCACGCUGACUUCAAGCCUGUGACCCCUGAGGAGCGCACACCUAACAGCAUCUGCAUCAGCUGUAUCGCCUGGGAGGGCAAGACUGAAUGCUUCGUGACCAGUGUUGACACCAUCUACCUGCUGGAGUCUCUGGUCGCUGUUCGGUUCACUGUUGAAGAGAAGAACCGUAUUCGCCGCAACCUGGAAGGAUUCCGCCCUCUGACUGUUUCCAAAGCCAAGGCCGACAGCGAAGAUUUCUUCAAGGUCAUCAUGGGUUUCCCUGCACCCAAACCACGAAACAUUGAGAAAGACGUAAAGGUCUUCCCCUGGAAGAUUCUCAGCCAUGCCCUGAAGAAGAUCAUUGGGAAAUACUCCGCUAGUUAUUCCUCCACCGCAGGCUCUUUGCACACCCCGAUGACAACAUACGCUAGCCACGGCACGGGCUCCGAUUCAGGCACUGAGGCUCACACUGCCCCCUCUCCUCGCUCAGUCUCUGAUGCUGGACCGACACCGAACUACCACGCCAACCUGGCGCCCGCGGUCUACUCAACACAACCAGAUCAGUGUGCCUCUUUGACUGCUGCCGCUGAUCUCCGGGCGAUUAUGCCUGCGGCCACACAGCCGUAUACCACCAUGGGUAUGGGUAGCUACACCUAUCCCGCCAUUUGCCAGCCUCAUGGCACCCACAGCUUGGUGGCCCCAGCUCCACGGUCAGCAUGGGAUAUCCAUGCUCUUGGUACCACAGCACCCUCCACGGCUGCACCGGCUAGCGCCUGCUACACCUAUAUGGAGCCCGUGUACCCGCUGCACGACUCGGCACCUGGUCAUCAUGGUCCAUGA
This is a messenger RNA of Penicillium malachiteum, 2199 nucleotides long. It is a transcript of the gene medA, whose product is annotated as transcriptional regulator medA. Gene Ontology annotation, cellular component: nucleus. The transcript is spliced from 4 exons. The coding region runs from base 1 to 2199 and encodes 732 amino acids. NCBI's taxonomy places the organism in Eukaryota, Fungi, Ascomycota, Eurotiomycetes, Eurotiales, Aspergillaceae. The record is from RefSeq and is a predicted model, not a curated record.